Molecule: messenger RNA, 1411 nt
Organism: Quercus lobata
Lineage: Eukaryota; Viridiplantae; Streptophyta; Magnoliopsida; Fagales; Fagaceae
Product: two-pore potassium channel 1-like
Exons: 3
Coding region: 199-1248 (349 amino acids)
Biological process (GO): stabilization of membrane potential; potassium ion transmembrane transport
Cellular component (GO): plant-type vacuole membrane; plasma membrane
Molecular function (GO): potassium ion leak channel activity; outward rectifier potassium channel activity
Source: RefSeq, a predicted model, not a curated record
UAAAUAUUUAAAUUUAUAGAGUAAAUUUUGUAAUGGUAUCCUACAGAUCAUUCCGGGAGUUUCGCUAGAAUUUGCCAAUUUGGUGAUCAAAUUUCUCCAACUGAAAACCGCUUGAACCUUGAAAGUCUAAGGCUAGUACAAGUUUUCACUGUGUGACUAAAUGGGUUUUUAAGACAGGCCCUCAUUUGUUGGAUACUAAUGGCCUCUAAUGGUGUGGAAGAGCCCUUGCUGUCAGGAAUGGUAGAUCCUUCAGUUCAAACCAAAAAGAAAAAUUCUCUGAAGAGAAGAAGAUAUCGCCAUUGUAAAAGUGCUCCUCUUGCAGAGUUUGUUCCUCCAGAAACGAAAGGGAUUGGCCAGAUUCCACGCACCGAAUCCAUUCUUGGGAAGCUACAUCCAAGUUUUAAGCAAGUAGCCAUAUUCUUGGCUGUUUACUUAGGUGUAGGAGCUGUAACGUUCCUUCUUGUUAGGAACCAGAUUGAGGGGAAGAAAACAGUUGGAUUUCUUGAUGCUGUGUAUUUUUGUAUCGUGACAAUGACAACUGUUGGGUAUGGAGACCUGGUUCCUGAUAGUACCCUUACAAAACUACUUGCUUGUGCCUUUGUUUUCACUGGAAUGGCUCUGAUUGGACUAAUCCUGAGCAAAGCAGCAGACUAUUUGGUAGAGAAGCAAGAAACAUUACUUGUUAAGGCCUUACAUAUGAGUCAUAAUGUUGGUACCACUGAAAUUCUAAAAGAGGUAGAGACCAACAAAGUGAGAUAUAAAUGUUUAACAGUCUUUAUCCUUCUUUUGGUGCUUAUAAUUAUUGGGACAAUCUUCCUAGCUACUGUUGAGAAAUUAGACCUUGUUGAUGCGUUUUAUUGUGUAUGUGCUACCAUCACAACCCUGGGCUAUGGAGAUAAGAGUUUCUCAACAGAAGUGGGGCGUGCUUUUGCAGUAAUUUGGAUAUUGACUAGCACUAUUACCUUAGCUCAGUUUUUUCUCUACAUUGCUGAGCUUAACACUGAAAGGAGACAAAGGGCACUGGCCAAUUGGGUUCGCACUCGGAAGAUGACUAGUGCAGAUCUUGAAGCAGCUGAUAUAGACGAUGAUGGGGUUGUUGAUGCUUCAGACUUCAUCAUAUAUAAACUGAAAGAGAUGGGGAAGAUAAGUCAAGAUGAUAUUUCACUGUUACUAGAAGAGUUUGAAGAUCUGGAUGUUGAUCAGUCAGGAACUCUGUCUGUGUCUGACAUAACGCUUGCUCAGUCUUAACCAGAGAGGUGGCCGUGGCCAUCCAUCACAAACUGGUAACAGAUUGUGUACUGUAUACAUACAUUUGAAAAGAGACGUGAAGUAAUGUAAGAGUUAAUAACCUUGUAAGUUUGUACGUCAAAUUUUGUUUAUCAAUAUAUCACAUUCAUGGCUCUUUACACAA